GGCCCGUGCCCGCCCCGCCGCAGUCCCGACCCGAACCCGCCGCACGGCGGCGGAGAGUACCCCGGAGUCCGCGCCCGCCGCUCUGCGCCCCAGUGUCCGCCGCGUCCCGGCGGGCAUGGGGCGGCCCAGCUGAGCUCCGCAGCCCGCGCCGCCCUUCUGGCCGCGGUCUCAGCGCUCCCGCGAUGGCGAAGGCAACGGCCGGCGCCGUGGGGCUGCGGGCGCUGCUUCUGCUGUUGCUCGGCGAAGCACCACUGGGACUCUACUUCUCCAGGGAUGCUUACUGGGAGAAGCUGUACGUGGGCCAGCCAGCUGGCAUGCCCCUGCUCUAUGUGCACGCCCUUCGGGACAUCCCUGAGGAGGUGCCCAGCUUCCGCCUGGGCCCACACCUCUACGGCAGCGCCUACCGCACACGGCUGCAUGAGAACGACUGGAUCCUCAUCCAGGAGGACACGGGCCUUCUCUACCUUAACCGGAGCCUGGACCCCAACUCCUGGGAGAAGCUCAGCAUGCGCAAUGGUGGCUACCCUCUGCUCACCAUCUACCUCCAGGUCUUCCUGUCACCCACGUCCCUGCGAGAGGGCGAGUGCCAGUGGCCAGGCUGUGCCCGCGUGUACUUCUCCUUCAUCAACACCUCCUUCCCGGCUUGUGGCUCCCUCAAACCCCGGGAGCUCUGCUUCCCUGAGACAGGCCUGUCCUUUCGCAUUCGGGAGAACCGGCCUCCUGGCACCUUCUAUCAGUUCCGCCUGCUGCCUGUGCACUUCUUCUGCCCCAACGUCAGUGUGGCCUACAGGCUCCUGGGAGGUGAGAGUCAGCCCUUCCGCUGCACCGCGGACAGCCUGGAGGUGAGCGCGCGCUGGGCGCUGGACCGCGAACUCCGGGAGAAGUAUGAGCUGGUGGCCGCGUGCACCGUGCGUGUCGGUGCGCGCGAGGAGGAGGUGAUGGUGCCGUUCCCCGUGACCGUGUACGACGAAGACGACUCGGCGCCCACUUUCCUCGGGGGCUUGGACACCGCCAGCGCCACUGUGGAGUUCAAGCGAAAGGAGGGCACUGUGGUGGCCACAAUACGUGUCUUUGAUGCGGAUGUGGUGCCAGCAUCUGGGGAACUUCUCAGGCGGUACACAAGCACACUGCUCCCUGGGGACACCUGGGCCCUCCAAACCUUCCGUGUGGAGCACUCACCCAAUGAGACCUUAGUCCAGGCCAAUGACAGCUUUGUGCGGGCAACCAUUCACGACUACAGGCUGGUUCUCAACCGGAGCCUUCCCAUCUCCGAGGGCCGUGCCCUGCAGCUGACAGUGCUGGUCAACGACUCGGACUUCCAGGGCCCAGGGGAGGGUGUCCUCCUCCUCCAUUUCAAUGUGUCCGUGCUGCCAGUCAGUCUGAGCCUGCCCAGUGCCUACUCGUUCACUGUGAGCAGGCGGGCCCACCGCUUUGCCCAGAUUGGGAAAGUCUGUGUGGAGCACUGCCAGGAGUUCAGCGGCAUUCAUGUGCAGUACAAGCUGCAGCCUUCCAGCGCCAACUGCAGUGCCCUGGGGAUGGUCACCUCAGCCGAGGACACCACGGGGACCCUGUUUGUGAAUGACACAGAGGCCCUGCGGCGGCUCGAGUGUGUCCAACUCCAAUACACGGUGGUGGCCGCUGACCGGCCGACUCGCAAGCAAGCCCAGGCCCUGCUUCUGGUCGCUGUGGAGGGGAUGUACACAGCUGAGGAGCCAGGCUGCCCCUUGUCCUGCGCAGUCAGCAAGAGGCGGCCCGAGUGUGAGGAGUGUGGUGGCCUGGGCUCCCUGACGGGCAGGUGCGAGUGGAGACAGGGAGAUGGCAAAGGGAUCAGCAGGAACUUCUCCACCUGCUCUCCCAGCAUCAAGACCUGCCCUGAUGGCCACUGUGACGCCGUGGAAAGCCGAGAUGCUAAUGUCUGCCCCCAGGACUGCCUCCGGGGCGGCAGCAUCAUUGGAGGGCACGAGCCAGGAGAACGCCGGGGGAUUAAAGCUGGCUAUGGGAUCUGCAACUGCUUCCCGGAGGAGAGGAAGUGCUUCUGUGAGCCAGAAGACAGCCAGGACCCACUGUGUGACGAGCUCUGCCGCACGGUGAUCGCAGCCGCCGUGCUCUUCUCCUUCGUGGUCUCCAUGCUGCUCUCCACCUUCUGCAUCCACCGCUACCACAAGAAUGCCCACAAGCCGCCCAUCGCCUCUGCUGAGAUGACCUUCCGCCGGCCGGCCCAGGCCUUCCCAGUCAGCUACUCCUCGUCCGGUACCCGCCGGCCCUCGCUAGACUCCAUGGAGAACCAGGUGUCUGUGGAUGCCUUCAAGAUCCCGGAGGAUCCAAAGUGGGAAUUCCCUCGUAAGAACCUGGUUCUUGGAAAAACUCUGGGAGAAGGUGAAUUUGGAAAAGUGGUCAAGGCAACGGCCUUCCGGCUGAAAGGCAAAGCAGGGUACACCACCGUGGCCGUGAAGAUGCUGAAAGAGAACGCCUCCCCAAGCGAGCUGCGGGACCUUCUGUCAGAGUUCAACCUCCUGAAGCAGGUUAACCACCCGCAUGUCAUCAAGCUUUACGGGGCCUGUAGCCAGGAUGGGCCGCUGCUGCUCAUUGUGGAGUAUGCCAAGUAUGGCUCUCUGCGGGGCUUCCUCCGAGAAAGCCGCAAGGCAGGGCCCGGCUACGUCGGCAGUGCUGGCAGCCGCAACUCCAGCUAUCUGGAAAACCCUGAGGAACGGGCCCUGACCAUGGGCGACCUCAUCUCCUUUGCCUGGCAGAUCUCCCGGGGGAUGCGGUACCUGGCGGAGAUGAAGCUUGUCCAUCGGGACUUGGCAGCCAGAAAUGUCCUGGUGGCCGAGGGGCGGAAGAUGAAAAUUUCAGAUUUUGGCCUGUCCCGAGAUGUUUAUGAAGAGGAUUCCUAUGUGAAGAGGAGCAAGGGGAGGAUUCCAGUCAAAUGGAUGGCAAUUGAGUCCCUCUUCGACCAUAUUUACACCACCCAAAGCGAUGUGUGGUCCUUCGGUGUCCUACUGUGGGAGAUUGUGACUCUGGGAGGUAACCCCUACCCUGGGAUUCCUCCGGAGCGGCUCUUCAACCUUCUGAAGACAGGCUACCGGAUGGAGAGACCCGACAACUGCAGCGAGGAGAUGUACGGUCUGAUGCUACAGUGUUGGAAGCAGGAACCGGACAAGAGGCCAGUGUUUGCCGACAUCAGCAAAGACCUGGAGAAGAUGAUGGUUAAGAACAGAGACUACUUGGACCUGGCUGCGUCUACACCAUCUGACUCCCUGCUUUAUGAUGAUGGCCUCUCAGAGGAGGAAACACCCCUGGUGGACUGUAAUAAUGCUCCCCUCCCUCGAGCCCUCCCCUCCACGUGGAUUGAAAACAAACUCUAUGGUAGACUUUCACAUGCAUUUACUAGAUUCUAGCAACAUUGUUCCUCUGCACUAUUCUUACUCUCUGUAAUGCUUGUUAAGAGUGUUUCUGGUCUGAAAGAAACCAAAGUUCUCCUCUGAAUCUUUUUAUUUGUAAAUGUCUGAUUCUGCAUCUGUUUACCUUCAGGUGUUCUUUGCAACUUUAAAUGGUUUUUUAAAAGGAUGUGAAAAUAAAUGCAAUUAUCUUGCUGCCCAGCAACUUAAGAUGACUGAGAAGAAAGCAGGGCGGAACUCUCAGGGGAUAUUGAGAAAAUGAUGAAUAAGACUUCUAGGGUGGGGUCAAUCAUAGUACUUGUAAUGUAACUACUGGGAUAAAUUUACCCAACCUGGGGAGGCAUUUAAUUUGGAAAGGAGGAGCCAGCACCACCCUGCCUGCACUGAGAGCACAGCCAGGGGGGCUCCCCCAGACUCCAUCUGGAUGGGCUGGGGGCGCUUAGAGGCCACCCAGUACUGGGGAGCAGGGCCGGCUUGGCCUUGGCCCCAGCCCACACGUCCCUACUGGGGAUACACACUGACUGCUGUUUUCACAUCCUUUGCAUUACACACUGUCAACACAGUUGUCACCUUUGAAGUCAGUCAGCGCUAAAAGCUGGAGCAAAUGCUUUAGAAAAAACACAGUCUGUGGUGCUGUGGUCUUGCAAUGGCAGUAAAUAUGGUUCUUGCCAAAACUCCUUCGUCUUUGAUUAAAUACUUGAAAAUUU
Manis pentadactyla (Chinese pangolin) is the source of this 4105-nucleotide messenger RNA. RefSeq names its product ret proto-oncogene (gene RET). The transcript has 19 exons. Gene Ontology annotation, biological process: positive regulation of kinase activity; protein phosphorylation; cell surface receptor protein tyrosine kinase signaling pathway. Gene Ontology annotation, molecular function: ATP binding; calcium ion binding; transmembrane receptor protein tyrosine kinase activity. Lineage: Eukaryota; Metazoa; Chordata; Mammalia; Pholidota; Manidae. The coding region runs from base 183 to 3398 and encodes 1071 amino acids. The record is from RefSeq and is a predicted model, not a curated record. Gene Ontology annotation, cellular component: signaling receptor complex; axon; membrane.